UCUCCCUCCACUUAACUUCUCAUCCAACCUACUUAUUGUGAUUAUUAUUUAUACAUAUGUUGGACAUAUAUUUAAAGCAAGAAUUAGAGCUACGCUACGCUUGCACAAGCAUGCAAUUCCUCAGAAAUUUUAAUGUGCCUUUUCAUCGCCCUCAUAUCAGACUACACUCAUGGCUUAUAAACUUAAAGCCUCGUACUUGCUGACUUACAUUCGGCCUCUCUCUCAUCGUCAUACCUUGGGUAGCUAGCUCCUUCAAAUAGUUCCCGCAUCUGAACCUCCCCUUACCUGUCCAGCGCCAUAAAAUCCUCAUCAAUUUGUGUAUCUUUCUCGCGAGUGAAUAAUUAAUUGAGGAAGAAGAGGACAGAAGAAAAUGUGCAUAAAACCAAUAGUCCCCCUGGACAUUCUGCAGUGAAGCGAGCAGCAACUACAAGGCAUCGUCCUUAUGGAAGCAAUCCAAAACAUCAACUCGUGCACGCGCGCUUUCAACCCAGAGGAGGAGGAGGAGGAGCAAAAGGAAGCGAUGUUCGAGAAGGCGUUAACGCCGAGCGACGUGGGGAAGCUGAACCGUCUGGUGAUCCCGAAGCAGCACGCAGAGAAGUACUUCCCUCUGAGCGGUGGGGCUGGGGACGCCAAGGGCGUCUUGCUGAGUUUCGAGGACGAGGCCGGCAAGUGCUGGCGCUUCCGUUACUCCUAUUGGAACAGUAGCCAGAGUUACGUCCUGACCAAAGGCUGGAGCCGAUACGUCAAGGACAAGCGCCUCGACGCCGGCGACGUCGUUUCCUUUCACCGUCACCUCACAGAUUCUCACCGCCUCUUCAUAACCUGGAGACGCCGCCACCCUCUUGCCAGUCCACCAGUUACCAGACCUAUGCAUAUGGCCGUCGCAGGCGAUGCCACUUGCAGAGGUGGGGGUGUGGGUGUAGGCUGGACCACACCUACACCUUUCUAUUCUGCGCAGCCUCGUCCCGAGCAUCAGCCUUUGCCAUACCAACCUCAAACUCUUCAUGCACUAGGAAGAGGUUCCCCGGCUCAAAGGGCGGCGGCGGCGGGAAACAGCUCUAGUAAGGUACUUAGACUGUUUGGAGUAAACAUGGAAUGCCAAGCAGAACCAGACGAAUCGGGACCUUCCACAUCCCAUAAUCACUCCUCCAACGUCUCAUCAUCAUCAUCCACCCAUCACCACUUCUACCAAUAUGAUUAUCCUCAGCCUUCUUAUGCUUCUAGUCCUCAACCCCACAUGGUACGUCAACAAUCAUAUUUCUAAGUUAGAUUUUCCUUUUUCCUUCAGGUGUAAGAUAUCCCUUAUGAUCAGAGCUAAUGCAUUAAUGUUCCUGUCAUUAACAUGAAAGCAAUAGUUAUUAAUUAUAAGAGUAGAUAGGUUAAUGUUGAAGAUUAUGUAGUAUCUUUCUUGUCUUUAAUUAAUUUAAGAAGAUGCAUGCAACUUAUUUA
Molecule: messenger RNA, 1449 nt
Organism: Prosopis cineraria
Lineage: Eukaryota; Viridiplantae; Streptophyta; Magnoliopsida; Fabales; Fabaceae
Product: B3 domain-containing protein At2g36080-like
Exons: 2
Coding region: 443-1264 (273 amino acids)
Molecular function (GO): DNA binding; DNA-binding transcription factor activity
Source: RefSeq, a predicted model, not a curated record